Pygocentrus nattereri (red-bellied piranha) is the source of this 2428-nucleotide messenger RNA. RefSeq lists its product as uncharacterized. The record is from RefSeq and is a predicted model, not a curated record. NCBI's taxonomy places the organism in Eukaryota, Metazoa, Chordata, Actinopteri, Characiformes, Serrasalmidae. The transcript is spliced from 16 exons. Bases 94 to 1788 code for a protein of 564 amino acids. Gene Ontology annotation, cellular component: membrane.
UUUAAAAAAGGGAGUGAGAGAUUGCACGUCCAGAUGGGAAUAGAACAUGCUAUGCCUGCCACAAGAACCCAAUAACUUGAGAUUUCAUUGAGAAUGUCCACCGCAGCUUUUCCAGUUGAGAACGUGGUAAAUGGGUUCACGAUCAUCAGCGAAAUAAUCCCAGCACGCAGAGUUCUAGCUGAAAAUGAACAAAAUGGAGCUGCCGCAGGAUCUCCCACCUUUCCAAUAAUCGCCGCUCUAGGUCCACUUGGAAGCUUCCUGAAAGCAGAGCCGAAAGCUCUGGGGACCGUCCAAAUAAUGAUCGGUGUGAUCACCCUCUUGUUUGGCAUUGUGUUGACGGUCAACAUCAGCACCAUCUCUGUCUACACUGGUAUUGUUUACUGGGGAGCUUUGUUUUACAUCAGUACUGGCUGUCUAACAAUUAUAGCGCAGAAGAAGCUUCGCCCAUCUUUGGUGAAAGCCUCUCUGGUAAUGAAUGUGUUCAGUGCUAUAGCUGCAGUAACAGCCAUCAUUCUCAUGUCCUUGGACAUGGCUUUUGGGCCAGUGAACUGGUGUGGUCUUGUUGGACGGCGUAUGGAUUGUUUAAUUGACCUUUCAUUGUUUCACAGCCAGACUAAUGGGAUCAGUGGAGUGCUGCUGGUUUUCUCUCUGCUUCAGCUCAUCAUCUCCAUCUGCAUCGCCGCGUUUGGAUGCAAAGCUGUUUGCUUUGAAAUUCCAGAGCUUGCUGCAGUUGGGAAUACAUAUGAGAUUCCCAUCCCUGUUCCAAGUCUUAUGAACUCACAACUGUACUCCAACAUGGAAUUCACACCUGAAGAAAGCCCUCCAGCAUACACAGAGAAUGCUCACAGAAUGGGGGGCGCCUUGGGGCUUCAGGGCCUGGUACUCCGGCGUGACGGUUGGCCCGCUCCCCUGGGUGGUUGGGCUCCGGGGCGGCUCAGGGCCCCUCGGCGGGGAUGGGGCCCUGAUGGGUGGAUGUCCACCACAUUCAUACCAACGAAUAACAUGGAAAAUGGCUUUACCAUUGUGACCCACGUGAUCCCAAUGCAAACAGCUCCAGCUGGAGCAAGACAGAGUGGAUCGGAGCAUGGAGCAGGAUUCUAUAAUAGACUACUGGCCAGAAACACAAGCCGUGACCACUCCAGUCCAGGCUCAGCCAGGCCCACACUACCAAAAGUACUGGGGACGGUGCAAAUCAUGACAGGUUCAAUGUCAUUUUUGUUAGCCAUUGUGCUAUCACAGCACCCUGGCACUCAGUUCUUCUCUCAGAGUUUGCAUGGAUACUGGGGAUCCUUCAUCUAUAUCAGUGCCGGCGCUCUGUCUGUAGCUGCCCAGAAUAAGUUUCGCCGCUGUUUGGUGAAAUGCUCACUGGCAGUGAAUGCAGUCAGUGCAGUAACUGCAGGAAUAGCCACCGUUCUACUUUCCUUGGACUUGGCAUAUGGGCUUAAUGGCUUAACUAUGGCAUAUGACUGUGAACUCAGCUACUACUGUGACUUCUUCAUGAAGCGGACAAAUGGGAUCAGUGGAGUGCUUCUGGUUUUCUCUCUGCUUCAGUUCAUCGUCUCCAUCUGCAUGUCACUGUUUGGCUUUGAUGCUACCUGCUGUGCUGAACCAGGGGUUCAUGCUACCAGCCAGUUUCCAUCCUGUGGAGCAUGUAUUUCACUUAGUAAUCCCUGUAGUGCUCACAGUAAUGAGGAGGGUGUGUUUGUGAUCAGUAAUCCCAAUAUGAACAACUCACCACUGACACAACCUCCAGAGUACAGUGAGAUUGAGCCUCAGUUCCAGCCUUGAGCUCCAUAAGAACAUCUGGAUCUGCUGGAAUGGAGUGGAAUUGAAUUGGCCAUGCAACUAUCUGACAGCUUCCUUUACAUCUUUAUGUAUUCUGAAAAUGAGUGAUGGCAAAUCAUAUAUUUUCAGACUGAUUAACCUGAGUGGUAUAUUUUUUUCAUGUCUUCAGCUUAUUAUGCCUUUGGGGUGUGUGUGUGUGUGUGUGUGGUCUAUUGCACAAUUGAUAAUCUAAUUUAUUCUUAUAGUUGUUUAUCCUGAUUAUUUGUUUGAUUAAGGUGUACUUUAGGUGGAUUCAGGUUUUAGCACCAAAUGGUCUUCUGUUAUAUAUAUAUAUAUAUAUAUAUAUAUAUAUAUAUAUAUAUAUAUAUAUAUAUAUAUACAUUUUACCCCAAAACAUGGUCCAUGUAAAGAAAAGUUGUAACUGCAAGUAAAAGUGAAUUUGAUAUUUGAUUUUUAAGCAAUCACAUAUAUGUAGUUUAUUAAAGAAUUGGGUACAGAUCUGUCUACAUACACCACAUUGGCCAAUAGGCAAGUGAUGAUAUAUGUUGUAUCACAAUAAUUACCAUUAACAUUUUAUUAUUGUUUACAGUUUUAUAAUAAUGUUGUAUACUCUUAAAUGUUCUUCAAGGUUCUUUAGUUAAGA